Molecule: messenger RNA, 996 nt
Organism: Chondrus crispus (carragheen)
Lineage: Eukaryota; Rhodophyta; Florideophyceae; Gigartinales; Gigartinaceae
Exons: 1
Coding region: 1-996 (331 amino acids)
Source: RefSeq, a predicted model, not a curated record
AUGGGGACAACUACACCAAGCCCUGAAGAUCGAACUGCGGCUGUUGAGGUGAGGAUGGAGAAGAAGGGAGAGGUAGGGGUAACAAGCGCAGGUGUGAAAACGGAAGACACAGAUGUGAAAAUGACAGAGGGUGAAGAUUCAGAAUCUGGUCGAAAGUUUGUCGAUGAUAUUUCUGGUGUUGAAAUACCAGGAUACGUCGACAGCCCCAUUUUGGAGUUGGGAUUCGCUGGGAUGGUGCUGCACAUACGGCAAUCGAGAGAAUAUUCUUUGCAUAAUGAUGCGCUGGCAGUUAUUCGCGACUACAAGAAGAGACAAUCUCGGUUCAAACAGGAAAACAUUCGAUCAGCGGAAAAACUAUUUCUGCUCACGAAAUCAGAAGCUAGGAUGGCUCUGGAUGCGUCACUGCGGUCACACAAGAUCCACAACCGAUAUCCCAUACCUUUUCCGAGGGGUCUCGGUCGGGCGGUGCCUUUGGAUACAGGCGUGCCUUUCAGCAAAGAUGUAGUUUCUAUGGGACCUCCGUCGUUGGAAUCGUAUCUAAUUGGUCUGGGGUUAAGGCCCAAGCAUUUUGAGAGGGACCUGCCACCACUGAUGCCAACGCUGGACGCGAAGACUCGCCGACGUGUUGCGAUAUCUGCUAGAGAUGCAUCAUUCGAGCGGGCGACGGAGCAUCGGGAACGGGCGAGGCUUCUGCUUCGAAAUGCUUAUCGGCACGGAAAUAACGCGAACGCGCCUUCUAUGCUAUUUCGAGAAGGCAAAAGACGGCCUGCCGAGUGUGACAGCUGUUUCGCAACGAAUGGCAACGCAUUAGGCUCCAAGGCAAAAAGUCCAAGGUUGCCCGAACCGCUAAUUAAGCGAGAGCCUCCUCUAAUAGCUGCUCUUACUGCAGCUAAAGCACGAGUAGCUGAGCGGGCGAGCAACAAGGAGAAGAAGGAAGGAUGGUUUGACCCAAUCUGGAACUGCUGGCGCAUUGGUGAGGGGCCGUCUGUGCAGUGA